UCGUAUAUCGUGUAUCUUUCGAGCAUCGAAAGUUUCAGCAAAAAGUUCCAAUUCUUUUCUCCUUCUCCUUUCUCUCUCUCUCUCUCUUUCUCUGUGUUCAAGUAAUCAAACAGUAAAAGAUUAAUUCUUUGUUUAUAUUGAUACAUAAUAGUAAUUGUUUGAUUUUCUAAAAGUUCCAAUUGUUCAUAAGGAAAAUUAAUCAAUUUAAAUUCAUGAUUGAAUGUUGAGUUGGCAUGAAAAUUUAGGAUCUAUUAAUAGUUUCGGUUUUGCUGAAAAAGUGCCAAUAAAAAAAAGUAAAUCAAAUUGUCACAAUGUUACCAACUCAAUAUUAUUUGGUGUUUACAGUUUUACAUCAUCUAGUAUUUAAUUGUUCAGGGAAUCAUUUAAAUUGUGUUCAUCGUUUUCUCAGUGAUCAAUCACUAUCUUCUUUAUCAUCGUCUUCAUCGUCUUCAUCAACGAAAUACUCAUCUUCCUCCUCAUCCCCAGCAUCGUUCAGUGUAUCAACAUCAUCUUUCACUUCAACAUCCCAUUCACCUUCACCUUCAUCUUCAUCCUCAUCCUCAUCCUCAUCUCCAUUAUCAUCAUCAUCCAUUUCAUACAAUUACCUAAUCGGAUAUACUAAUCCCAAUAACAACAGCAAUAGUUUGAAAUCUAAAAAUGAUAAACAUGUUAAUCUAAUCCAUCAUCAUCAUCAUCAUUCAUUACGAAAUAAUAAUAAUCAAUUUAAUCCAAUAAUCAGCAAUUCCAAGUUAAUUUCAAGUGUCUCCAAUAAAUUGCCAUUAACAUCAACAACGAAAACAACAAUUACACCAAAAGAUCAACAACAACAACAACAUCAUCAUCUCCACAUGGAUCAUGGCUAUAAAUUAUCCUCUCCAGUGAUUAAUAAUAAUAAUAAUAAUUUACCAUUUUUAUCAACAUCAACAUCAUCAACCCUGAUGAUGAGCUCGGAUGAAUCAUCAUCGGCUGGUGAUCAACCCGUUAAUCGAACCCGUUUUAGUCACAUUUCCCUUUCCGGUAAAGUUUUCUCAUGGCCAGUGAAAAGAGUGGCCGAGGUUAAUGGUGACAUUAUUUUAGGUGGACUGAUGAUGAUACACCAACGGGAGGAUAGGCUAAUCUGUGGUGAGAUUAUGCCUCAAGGGGGUAUUCAAGUUGUUGAAUGUAUGUUAUAUACACUUGAUUGGAUUAACAAUCAGGAAGAUUUUCUUCCAGGAAUAACAUUGGGUGCAUACAUAUUGGACGAUUGUGACAAGGACACUUAUGGCCUGGAACAGUCUGUAGACUUUAUUAAAGGUUCGAUAUCUAAUAUUGGUGAGGGAACGUAUUUUUGUAAGGAUGGAUCAACCCCGGCCCUGGAACAACGGGUUAUCUCUGGGGUUCUUGGUGCUGCUUCGAGUGUUACCUCAAUUCAGGUUGCAAAUCUACUCCGUCUAUUCAGAAUACCUCAAAUAAGUUUCUUCUCAACUUCCCCUGAACUGAGUAACAAGGAAAGGUUCAAAUACUUUUUACGAACUGUACCUUCAGAUCAGAAUCAAGCUCAAGCAAUGGUUGAGAUAAUACAACGACUCAACUGGACCUAUGUGAGUGUUUUAUACGAAGAAUCAAAUUAUGGUGCCAAGGCUUUUGAAGUUCUCGAUGAUUUAUUAACUGCCAAUGGCAUUUGUAUCGCUGUCAGGGAAAAGCUUCCAAAAGAUUCUGGUGUUGCUCAAGAAAAGGUUUAUGAUUCAAUUCUGCAUAAACUAUUAGCCAAACCAAGAGCCAGAGGUGUGGUCGUUUUUGGCUCAGAUCAAGAGGUCAAGGAUCUUAUGCAAAGUGUUAAACGUAAUAAUGUUACUGGUCGAUUCCAAUGGAUUGGGUCGGAUGGUUGGUCAGCUCGAGCUCUUGUUUAUGAUGGUAAUGAGCAUGAGGUCGAGGGGACAUUGUCCAUUCAGCCAAUGGCUAAUCCGGUUUACGGAUUCGAUGAUUACUUUUUAAGCCUUACACCUAAAAAUAAUAAACGAAAUCCCUGGUUUAUUGAAUUCUGGGAACAUUAUUUUAGGUGUAAAUGGAAUAACAGUCAAAUUACUCCAUUUAAUCAAGAAUAUGACAGUUUUUGUACAGGGGAAGAGCGAAUGAGCUAUUCUAAUGGUUAUCAAUCUGAGAGACAAUUACAGUUCGUAAGUGAUGCAGUUCUGGUGUUUGGUUAUGCACUUCGAGAGAUGCACCAAGAGAGAUGUGGAGGUAAAUCGGGAAUCUGUGGUGAGAUGAAUAUCAAUGAUGGUGAUGUACUAUUAGAAUACUUGAAGAAGGUUCAGUUUACAGGACUUUCGGGUGAUCAGUUUCGUUUCAGUGAGAAUCAAAAUGGACCCAUAAGGUACAAUAUUUUACACUUUAAACGAACAGGGAAAGAUUCAUGGGCUUGGGUUAAAGUGGGUAAAUAUCAAGAUGGAAUUCUCAAUCUAAAUAUGGAAUCGGUUCGUUUUACCGAUGAAUCUCCAGGUAUACCGUUAUCCGUUUGUAGUCCACCCUGUGAGAAAGGUCAAGCAAAGAAAUAUAUUGACGGUGAAAAGUGUUGCUGGCAUUGUUCAGAUUGUGGUAAAUAUCAGGUUCUCUUAAGUGAAACCGAGUGUUACAAUUGUGCCAAUGGAUUUUUACCCGAUGAAACUCAAUCAAUAUGCUUACCAAUACCAGAAGAUUAUGUUAACAUCAAUUCCUCCCUGGUAAUUGGUGCCAUAACCUUUAGCUCAACCGGAGUAUUAACCGUCCUAUGGAUAAUAUGUAUUUUCAUUAAAUAUAAAGAUACACCGAUAGUCCGAGCAUCAGGUCGUGAACUUUCAUUUGUCCUUUUAGCUGGACUUUUACUUUGCUAUUCGAUAACCUAUCUACUUAUGCUUCGACCAACCAAUUUUGUCUGUGGUUCCAUUCAAACAAUGAUCGGUUGCUCCUUCUCAAUGGUUUACUCUUCCCUUUUAACAAAAACCAAUAGAAUUGCCCGAAUCUUUGAUGCUGGUAAAAAAUCCGCUCAACGUCCAUCUUUCAUCAGCCCACAAUCGCAAUUGUGUAUCUGCGUUUUCAUGAUCUUUGUCCAGGUUAUCAUUACCCUUCUCUGGUUUGCCUUUCACCCACCAAGAGCGGUUCACACUUACCCAACCCGUGAAGAUAAUCUGAUAAUCUGCUCUUCAAAUGAAUCGGUUGACUUUUUCCUAGCAUUUGCUUAUCCAUUUAUAUUGAUCUUUGUUUGUACCGUUUACGCGGUUUUAACCCGAAAAAUACCUGAAGCUUUCAAUGAAUCUAAAUACAUUGGAUUCACCAUGUAUACAACCUGCGUUAUCUGGAUAGCAUUUAUCCCAAUCUAUUUUACCACCCGACAAGAUAUUACCCUCAACAUUACCACUCUUUCCUAUUCAAUCAACUGUUCGGCAACCAUUGCAGUGGCCUGUCUUUUCUCACCCAAACUGUACAUUAUCCUCCUUCACCCGGAGAAAAAUAUUCGACAAUCAAUGAUGCCUUAUAACAAAUAUGGAACCACCAAGGCCAAUCCACCUCCCACCCUGAUUACCUGCACCUCCUCUGGUCGCAUGGAAUCAGCAACACAAUCCGAAGAGACAGAGAUGUUACAUCGUCAUCGUAAUAAUAAUAAUCAUGAUUGUCAACCGGAAAAAGUUCAUAGCCAAACUCAAACUUCACCGAUAAUCUCAUAUCCGGAUAAUAAUAUUUCAUCAAUAGGCCAUUCAAAUAACCUUAACACUAAGGAUGGACAUUUAAAUUCAAUCAAUACAAACUCCUGACUAGGGGAGUGGUUAUAAUUAAACCAGAAAAUUUAUUCAAUUGUAAUUAAAUUAAAUCUAAAAGUUUCAAUUGUUCACUAAUUAUGUACAAAAAGAUUAACUGUAAAAAUGUAACUACGAAAUUUUUUUUUUUGAUUGUUAAUCACGUAACAAGAAAAAUGCACAAUUUUGCCCAAUAAUUAGUUUGAUUGACAAUUAAUUAGAAAUCGAUAUCAUCAAUCAUGUAAACCAGUUUAAAUUUGUACAAAAUUGUAUUGAUUAAUUACUAUUACUAAUUAACUUAUGGCGGGAAAAAUUUAUCAACUCAAUUGUUAAACAAACUUUGAACAGAUUUUGUCAAAUUUUCUUGUUAAUUGUUUUGUUGUAUUAAAAUUGUUAAUCACUUGCCAUUUGAUAAUUUGAUUAAAUGAAUCAAAUAGUUAAACUAAAUUAAUUCUUAGCAAUUUAAUUAUUAAAAUGAAAAUCU
Panonychus citri (citrus red mite) is the source of this 4233-nucleotide messenger RNA. RefSeq names its product metabotropic glutamate receptor 6-like. The coding region runs from base 312 to 3767 and encodes 1151 amino acids. The transcript is spliced from 8 exons. Gene Ontology annotation, molecular function: adenylate cyclase inhibiting G protein-coupled glutamate receptor activity. Gene Ontology annotation, biological process: G protein-coupled receptor signaling pathway. Lineage: Eukaryota; Metazoa; Arthropoda; Arachnida; Trombidiformes; Tetranychidae. The record is from RefSeq and is a predicted model, not a curated record. Gene Ontology annotation, cellular component: membrane.